Molecule: messenger RNA, 1098 nt
Organism: Eruca vesicaria subsp. sativa (arugula)
Lineage: Eukaryota; Viridiplantae; Streptophyta; Magnoliopsida; Brassicales; Brassicaceae
Source: the annotation of a GenBank genome assembly
AUGUGUGUCUUAAAAGUGGCAAAUCCGGAAGAUAACGUUGGUAAAAAAGCCGAGUUUACCACUCGAGAAGAUGAUCAAUGGUUUUACUUAUUCGCGGCAGGAGACAACCACCUCCACCACCGUGAUAACUCCCUUACGCUUCCAUCAUCAUCAUCGUCUCUUAUGUCGAGCUUUGACAGAGAGAGGGAGAUGUCUGCAAUCGUCUCUGCUUUGACACAUGUUGUCGCUGGAAAUGUUCCUCCUCAUCAAUUCGUUGGCGGAGGCGGUGGCGGUGGAGAAGGUACUUCGAACUCCUCCUCCUCCUCCGGGCAGAAGAGGAGGAGAGAGGUGGAGGAAAGUGGCGGUGGAGGUAAAGCUUUCAAGGCAGCUAAUACUUUGACUGUUGAUCAAUAUUUCUCUGGCGGCAGCUCUACUUCAAGAGUGAAGGAAGCUUCGAGCAACAUGUCAGGUUCAGGCCCAACAUAUGAGUACACAACCACAACAAAUGCUAGUACCGAAACGUCGUCGUUAAAUGGGGACCAACCUCGAAGAAGAUACAGAGGAGUGAGACAAAGACCGUGGGGAAAAUGGGCGGCUGAGAUUCGAGAUCCUUUCAAAGCGUCUAGAGUUUGGCUUGGUACGUUCGAUAACGCUGAAUCAGCUGCAAGAGCUUACGAUGAAGCUGCUCUUCGGUUUAGAGGCAGCAAAGCCAAACUCAACUUCCCUGAAAACGUUAAACUCGUUACACCCGCUUCAAACGCUGUUACACAAACUGAACCUGUUCAGACACUAACUCAGUUAAGGAACUCGAGUUCCACAAGUACCCUUUUGCCUAUACGACCAGUUUCAGAGCAAAUAGUUAAUUCUCAGCCGUUGAUGCCAUCGUACAAUUUGAGCUACUCAGAGAUGGCUCUCCAUCAACAGUCUAUAGAUUUAUAUGAACAAAUGUCGUUUCCGUUGCGUUUUGGUCACACUGGAGGCUCAAUGAUGCAAUCCACUUCGUCAGCAACUCCGGUUCAACCGCCGUUGGAAUCAAGCGAAACCGGUUAUCUCCAUGACCUACAGUGGCCACUAGACAUGACAAGUAAUAAUAACUACAAUAACAGUCCAUCUUCAUGA